This is a messenger RNA of Phlebotomus argentipes, 4723 nucleotides long. It is a transcript of the gene FANCI, whose product is annotated as Fanconi anemia group I protein. NCBI's taxonomy places the organism in Eukaryota, Metazoa, Arthropoda, Insecta, Diptera, Psychodidae. The record is from RefSeq and is a predicted model, not a curated record. The transcript is spliced from 4 exons. Gene Ontology annotation, biological process: DNA repair. Gene Ontology annotation, molecular function: DNA polymerase binding. The coding region runs from base 48 to 4112 and encodes 1354 amino acids.
UAAUUUUGUGCUGUUUGAAGCGGAAAGGAGUGAAUAUCUCUGAAAAUAUGGAGAAUAUGCAUGAGGAAUUCUCCGCGAAGGAAAGAUUCAAGAUGUUGAUGACCAGACUGCAAGGUCUGAAGGAGAAGGAAGCCAAUAACAAUGAGAUCUGUGGCGUGGUGAUGGAAUUCCUGCGGGAUUUGCCGAAGUUCGAGAAGGAAAGCUUGGUGGAAACUGUGGAAUUCUGCGAGGAGUUGAUUCGCGAUCAGACAUCCAGCUUCACUGUCUGGAAAGAUCUCAUCCCGCCCACUGUAAGUCUCAUCAGCAAACUCCCUAAGAUCACUGUCAAUGAGAUUGCGAUGACUGGGCCUGAGUAUCGCUCGAAAAUUUUCCUGGGCUGGACGACGCUGAGGUGGCCGAAGGGGGUUGUUAUAUCGCUGGCUGAGAUGUUCCGGGACAUGGCGAUGACCAAGGAGGAGCGCGAGACGGUGAUGAAGAAGUUGUGCGACGCCCUGCCUGCGAUCACGCCAUCGGAAAUCCCGUCCAUGGCGUACCAGCUCUUCUCCUUGAGCAAGAGUCCGACGUUGCUGAUCAUGCCGAUCCUCAGUUUGCAGAAGUACUUCAACAGCUUUUUCUACCAGAAGAUGUACGAAGACCUCGAGAGCAACACCACAUCCUGUGACUCCGUCGAGGAGCACUCGGACAAGGAGAUGCGCAACUUCGAGGAGACUGUCUUGUACCAUCUUAGCGGCGUCACGGAGUUCUCCAUGACCGAGAGGGAGAUAGUGGCGUCCUUCCGUGCCCUGUCAGCCACUCCGUACUACAUUCUCACGCCCUUCGUCACCACAGCGGUGCUCACGAUCUCCAAGACCAAUCGUCAGAUCGACAUGAAGCGCCUGUCUCAAUCGCUGGCGCUGCAAUUCCUCAGAUCAGUGAUCAAGAAUGCCCAGAAGGAGAAGCAAAUGGCCAGCGAGUCACUCUGGUGUCGCAAUACUUUCAACCGCAACUUUGUGAACGUCGAGAGACUCUUUGAGAUACUGUUUGAGCAGAGCAAGGUGGGAAUGGACGUAGUGACGCCCGGAUUCGUGGGAUUACUCUUCACACUGCUGAAGGCGAAGAACCAGCCGGACCUCAACAGCAUGGCCAUAAAUCUGCUGCAACAGUUCCUGAGGAAGCGACAGCAAUUCGGGAGGGGAAUUGUGAAGGAUUUGCUGGAGUUCUUGCUGGCGAAUUACGAAGCUCCGCAGCUGGCUGAGUGCAUGAACAACUUGAGUCUGACCAGCACUUUGGCAGUGUCUGAGUGCAUAGACGGCCUGAAGAAUCUCAUGGACUUCCUGCUGAUGAUCCCUGGACAUCAUGCCAUGAGGAUUGUCACGUUUAUUUACCCGCUUAUCAGGAUCUCCUACGUCACGAGGGACUACUUGAUAGAUACGCUGAGGAAGGCGAUGUUCUCCAAUGACGAAUCGACAAGAACUUUUGGGAUUUAUGGCUUCGGAACGCUACUGAAGCACAUGAAGAACAGCAACUGUCGCCGCGCUGGCGCUUCCAAUGUUGGAGUGAUGAGCCAAGUGAGCAUCUCCGGUUUCUCAAUGAUGUCUCAAUCCACGCUGGGCAGCCGAGGAAAUCCCAACAGAGACUUCGAUAUGCUGACCAUGGAGAUUCUGGGCAUUCUGCGAAAGGUCUUCGAUGAGAGCGUGCAGAUGAAGGAGAUCAGCUACGACACUCUGCUGCGUGCCGUAGACCAGAAUACACAAUUAGCGCCUCACAUUCUCUUCUUCAUCGACUACCACUUCCGCAAUUACUUCGAAGUGGAUCAGCUCAGCUUCGUCAUCAAAUUCAAGGAGUUCGUCCACGAACACGAGACACAAGUCGAGGUGUGGGACAAUCUGGGGGCGCUGAUCUACUUCGUGGGCUUCUGCGUGUUCACGUGCGACAAGUACGAGAUGCAGUAUGACACCCAGAUUCUCAAGAAGCUGCUGGAGGACGUGAUUAAUCGCAUUGUGGACGUGAGCCUUGAGAGCAUUGGCAUCUCUGGCUCAGUCUCGUCCUUCAGUCUCGCCGUUGGGCAACAGUUUCUGCACUGCCUCGAGGGCGUGAUGGCGUACUGCGCCCUCGCGUCGACUCCCUCAAAUCACUACCUGGACAAGAUUGGGAAGGUGUUUGAGCACUACGAGAAGUGCAGGAAGAGCCUGAAGGAGAAGUGGGAAUCCGUAAAGAAACCUGGAAAAAAGGGCAAAUCAUUGAGUGUGACGAAGAUCUCAUUCAUCAGCCAAUUAAGUCAAGUACCCAAGUUUCAUCCCGACAAGACGACUUGCAUCUGGGAUUUUGCCACACUUGAGCGAUUCCUGAUUAUCAUCUACGAGAAAGCCGAUAUCUUUGGAUCAACUCAACAAAUCACUUCCUUCCGAGAGAAUCGCGACUUUCACUGUCAUGUGCUGAAGAUCACCAGGGAUUUCCUGAGGGAUUUCCCAUCUCAGCCCGAAUACAAGCACGUUGCGCACAGUCGACGUCUUCUGAUGCUCCUGUGCUCCUGCUCGAAGAUCCUCUUCAAGAACUGCGUCAAAAACCUGAUUCCCAUCAUGGAGAGAUUCGAUGUGGAGGCAGCAGCUCUGGGCGUUGAAUCCUUCAAGCAAUGCCUCAUCACGGCCGAUGUGUUGUACAAGAAGAAGCUCUGUGACAUUCUGCGCUUCAUCACGAACGAGAAUCAGUCAAUUCCAGAAAAUGUGAUCCUCCUGGUGAGAGAGAUUGAAGAGCUUCUGGAGAAGUGCAUGACGGAGACGUCGCUGUUCGAUAUUGAUGGCAACUCUCGGCAGAUUCCUGGGUUUCUGCUCUCAUGCCUGGAGAUGUUGUACUCCCAUAUUCCGCCUGAGAAGCCUGAAUCCUCGACUGCCUUCAAUUGGCUGAAGGAGUUUUGCCAGAAGCACUCAAUCCUCGGAAAAAAUCUCGACAACGUGCACAAGAUGCUCUUCCAGCAGUACAUGAAGACAGACGAGGGAUUGUUCCUCAGCUCUGUGGCGUCACAGCUGAGCGAGAUGAUGGGAAUUAUUCAAGACGAUGGCGUCGAGCGUCCCACGCCGUCGAAUCUCAAGUCUAUUGAAGAAGGCACAGCGGAGUCCUGCCUCAUGCAUCUUCUGCAGGCGUUGAGAAAGGAAUUGACGGAUGUGGAAUAUCUAAUCACGAAGAUGAAGAGCAUUCUGGCCAGGGUGAAGAUCAUGGGCGCUACCAAGUCGGAGGAACACACGGAGCCGCUGAUUGCCAUGGAGAAGGCAGUGUGUAUGCAUCUGAUCAAGGUGGCAAAUUGUCUACUGACUAUCUCGAAUAUGCAGAUUAAACUCGGCGCUCCUGUGGAGACCACGUUGCGCCUCAUUAUCAGCUACUACUCAGCAGUGACGGGCGUCACUAAGCACCUGAUAGCCAGGCAUCCUCUUGUGUCCGUGUUGUAUUCGUCCAUGCGCUUCGAUAAGCUCGUGCAGAAGAGCGGCGGUUCCCUGGCAAAGUCUUGCUAUCAGCUCAUCAAGUUCAUCUACGAGCUUUUGACCCCGGAGUCAGACACUGAAAUGCCCGCCAAAGAAGCGAAAAAUAAGGGCUCUGUGGCUAUUGUAGUGCGCAACACGCGCUACUUAUCCUCUGUGGUGCGAGAGAUGGAGAAUUUCAGCAAGUUCGUGAGGAUUCUGUGUCGCAAAACGAAAGACAAGACGCUGGAAAAGUAUCUUCAGGACGAUUGCGUCCGGGAUUUCCGCAUCAAGACGGAUAGACUCAAGGAUGCUAUCGAGGAUGAGAUGGAAGAGAUCUCUUCACAGGAAAGUGACGCAAUUGACUCAUCUGAUGGGGAAGAGCAGGAGGUGAACUUUGCCACUGGAAGCAGUGGCGCCAGCACUGUGCAUGACAACGCUGUGGAGUCCGACCACGAGGAAGCCAUCAGGCGAAAUGUGCAGAAAGUGCGCGAUAAGAUGCAAAAGAAAUCGUCAGAGUCGGAACUGGAGGAAUCUCCGCCGAAGCGCGCCAGGAGAGGCAAGACUCCGCUCAAGCUGAACAAGAGAGCCGCUGAGAUUGUCGUGCCAUCGCGCAAGAAAGCUCAGAAGAAGGAUUCCUCGCCAUCGCCGCCCGCGAAAAGAACCAGGAAGUCCAAGUAAUUUUUCCAUGUCUUUUUGUUAUUACUUUUUAUACAUUACAAAUGAAUUGAAUUCAAAUAAAAACCUUUUCAAGCUUCUCACCAUUUAAACAUCCGCAUUUACGAUUUCUUGAGAAAGUUUUUGCACUAAUAAUCCUUUGCAUUCUGUGAAUCUCCAGGAUAUUCUGGUGAAGAUAAUAUUUAUCUUUCUAUUACUCAUAAUAACUCAUCAACUGCAUAUGUUCCAAUCAUUAAUUAAAAAUCCUGAAUUGUAAGAUUUUUCAAAUAAGACAUAAGGAAGACUCCGAAACUAGCAAAUAUUCUCUAUGUUUGAGGAUUUCUUGAAGACAGAGUGCCCACAAAAAUCUUGUCAAAUGCAGUAAAAGUGAAAGACAAUAGAAGCAAAGUUACAAAUAUAGUUGGCUAGUUGUUAUCCCUCGGAAGGAUCGAGGUCAUGGAUUUAUGGUCACUUAACCAGCGCUGUAAUCCCUCCGAUUGUAGAUGGGAAACAUGAUGGCGCGAAUGAGAGGCCGCGUUGCCACAUAAAUAAUUCAGGUGCAUCGGAAAAUACAAACAGAUUGUUGGCUACAAUUGAAAAUUACCCGGAGGUUUACUUAAUAACCCUCGAGGCAC